AUGGCAGCUAAAGACUGUCUGAAAGUUUCGGAUGCCACAACCCUAGUUCAACGCUACAGAAAUGUAUCAGCCGGUGGAGAUGGCCGCCGCCCCUAUCAGCUGGACAAAUUCAUUGUCUCCGUGCUGUGCCGACUGUCCCGACCUGCCAAAAAAGGCAGUGGUAGCCACAGCAUGGCCAGCAACGUUGACCAUUCAGAGCCCGGAACUACUCCCAGUGUUGACCCCGUUGGCGUCGAUAGACGGUCGUCAAGAACGCAGAUUAUUCCUGCUGCGGACAGGAUUGACGGUCAGCGGCGGAGCGUGGACUGA
This is a messenger RNA of Metarhizium robertsii ARSEF 23, 309 nucleotides long. RefSeq names its product Phospholipase C/P1 nuclease, core. The transcript has a single exon. The coding region runs from base 1 to 309 and encodes 102 amino acids. The record is from RefSeq and is a predicted model, not a curated record. Lineage: Eukaryota; Fungi; Ascomycota; Sordariomycetes; Hypocreales; Clavicipitaceae.